Lodderomyces jiufengensis is the source of this 999-nucleotide messenger RNA. RefSeq lists its product as uncharacterized. The coding region runs from base 1 to 999 and encodes 332 amino acids. Gene Ontology annotation, biological process: maturation of SSU-rRNA from tricistronic rRNA transcript (SSU-rRNA, 5.8S rRNA, LSU-rRNA). Gene Ontology annotation, cellular component: small-subunit processome; nucleolus. The transcript has a single exon. The record is from RefSeq and is a predicted model, not a curated record. NCBI's taxonomy places the organism in Eukaryota, Fungi, Ascomycota, Pichiomycetes, Serinales, Debaryomycetaceae.
AUGUCAAAUAUAGAUAGUAUAUUAAACUCUAUCAUAACGUCAACAAGAUCAGCCAAUCUUGCAGUUCAAGAUUUAAUCAAUUCAGAAUCAAAUGUUGAAACUCCAGAACUUAUAAAAAAUUUACAACAAAAGUCAAACCAAUCAGAACUUGAAGGCAUCUCCUUACUCUCAUUAAAAAACCAAUCAUUAACUUCAUAUAUAAACAAUUUAGCUUUAAUAGUGCUAGGUCAAUUAGAUAGACUAGAAAAUGACGACUCCGAAAAUAUAAGAUCAGAUGCAAUAACUCGUUCCAUAGUUCAAAGAGUAACCUUGGAGAAAGGUGUAAAACCGUUAGAGAAAAAACUUAAUUAUCAGAUAGAAAAUUUGCUCAAAGCUUAUAAUAAAGAAAACGACUCAUACCAAAGAAAACAAAAUGAAAACGAGGAAGAGAUAGAAGAAAAUGAAAAGGGUGAAGAACAAAUAGAUUCUGAAGAUGAGGAUGAUGAGUUAGCAUUUAGACCAGAUGCGUCAGCAUUAGCAAAAUUAGCACCAAAAUCAGAUUUAAAAGAUUCCAAAUCAGAUUCAAAUGAAAAAUAUAAACCUCCAAAAAUUUCAGCUAUUGCACCACCAUCAUCAUUCAAAGAUUCAACUGAAAAACCUGAAAAAAAUCAAAAAUUACAAAGUAUGGAGGAGUAUUUACAGGAACAAAGUGAUUUACCUACUGCUGAAGCAAGUAUUGGUUCAACUAUUGUGGGUCAUGGAAGAGGUGGAGUUAAAACUUCUCAUGAUCGUAAAAAGGACCAAGAAAUUCAAAAUUAUGAAGAAAGUAAUUUCACAAGAUUACCAACAACUCAAACUAAAAAAUCUUUUAAACAAAAGCAAAGAGAUAUGGCUAAUCAAUUUGCCGGUGAAGAUUGGAGCAUGUUUAAUGGCAAUAACGAUAAGAAUUUAAGUUCUGGUACUUCAAGGAAAAGAAAAGCGACAACAUCAUGGGAUAGAGCUAAGAAAAAGCGUCAAUAA